CUUUUAAGAAGUAUGAAAGAUGAAAUUUUUCCUAUAUAAGAAGGGCUUAAAAUUAGUGUCAUCUUACUUUCUCCUCUAUUGAAAAUCCGUCUACACCAACUAACCUUAAUAUCCACCAUGGCCAAUGCAGCUCUAAAACUCAUUUCCACCAUUUUUAUACUUGUAUUUCUCUCAAGCUUCAUAAUCCCAGGACAUGAUUGUCAAGAAUUUUCAAGAAAAUUAUCAAAGAAAGAAUUUGGCCUCAAAAAACAAAAACUAAGCCACCUGCACUUCUACUUCCAUGACAUAGUAAGCGGCCGAAAUCCCACCGCCGUCCGCGUAGCUUCUGCCGCCAUGACAAACACCUCCUCCAGCUCUUUCGGCGCGAUGUUUAUGAUGGACGAUCCUUUGACAGUCGGCCCAAACAUGACCUCCAAACUCAUCGGAAGGGCACAAGGCAUUUAUGCAUCGGCGGAUUUGGAUGAACUCGGUCUUUUGAUGGUUUUGAACUUUGCUUUUGUUGAAGGCAAGUACAAUGGCAGUACCCUCAGCGUGCUGGGGCGGAACAUGGUGUUUUCCGCCGUGAGGGAGAUGCCGAUUGUCGGCGGAAGUGGGCUUUUCCGAUUUGCUCGUGGCUAUGCUCAGGCAAAGACUCACUAUGCUAAUUUACAAACUGGGGAUGCCAUUGUAGAGUAUAAUGUAUAUGUCUUCCAUUAUUGACAUAUCCCUAGUGUACUACUGUCGUAAACCUUUCAACCGACAUAUUUUCGAAAUUCUAAACAUUGUUACAAGUGAUUUUGGUAGUAUUUUCUGAUGUUUUCAAAAUUAGAUUUAUAAACGUGCUUUGUACGUUGUAUGAGACGAUACUU
Olea europaea var. sylvestris is the source of this 848-nucleotide messenger RNA. Its product is annotated as dirigent protein 22-like. The coding region runs from base 118 to 699 and encodes 193 amino acids. The transcript has a single exon. Lineage: Eukaryota; Viridiplantae; Streptophyta; Magnoliopsida; Lamiales; Oleaceae. The record is from RefSeq and is a predicted model, not a curated record.